Alternaria hordeiaustralica is the source of this 369-nucleotide messenger RNA. RefSeq lists its product as uncharacterized. The transcript has 2 exons. Gene Ontology annotation, molecular function: oxidoreductase activity. The coding region runs from base 1 to 369 and encodes 122 amino acids. The record is from RefSeq and is a predicted model, not a curated record. Lineage: Eukaryota; Fungi; Ascomycota; Dothideomycetes; Pleosporales; Pleosporaceae.
AUGACGUCGUACAUGGAGGAAACUCAUCUGCCUUUGAUCAAGGAGGUCUUCGAGAUGCAUCCCCCGCAGUCUUACAGGUUGCGCUAUGUAAUACGCGUCAAGACUGGGGCCGGAGACCGACUGGGUGCUGUCACAUCAAGCAGAGCAAAAGCGGAUCCUGAUGCGCCAGUUGUACUUGUCGGGUCUCCUCAGGAUAUGGAUUGGGAUGCAGUAGGAGAGAUGGUGUUUCGGGAUGAGCUGCACAUCCAGCAGUGUCUUUCCGUAAUGAAUGGCCCCGGUGGGCAGCGAAUAAAGGAGGACGAGGAAACUAUUGCGAUACCGGAGAAGACCCGGGUAAUAUUAACGGCUGGGGACAACCUUUUCAUCUGA